This is a messenger RNA of Diorhabda carinulata, 5277 nucleotides long. RefSeq names its product RING-box protein 1A (gene Roc1a). The record is from RefSeq and is a predicted model, not a curated record. The transcript has 5 exons. Bases 173 to 514 code for a protein of 113 amino acids. Gene Ontology annotation, biological process: protein ubiquitination; ubiquitin-dependent protein catabolic process. NCBI's taxonomy places the organism in Eukaryota, Metazoa, Arthropoda, Insecta, Coleoptera, Chrysomelidae. Gene Ontology annotation, cellular component: cullin-RING ubiquitin ligase complex; nucleus. Gene Ontology annotation, molecular function: zinc ion binding; cullin family protein binding; ubiquitin protein ligase activity.
UAUUGCUGUCAGUUGUCAUUCACUUAACCUUAAACAGAAAAUAGCCUUUUUAUGACUUGUGUAUUUGAAAAUUUCAUCUCUGUGCAUCAAAUAAAAAGUGACGUUUAGGUUUGUCACAAAAAAAUAUCACAUUUAGGAAUCUCAAGUAAACCAGUUUUUUUCAAAAACAGAAAUGGCCACUGCUAUGGAUGUUGAUGCCGAAGAAGUCGAAUUGCCUACAUCAAGUAGUUCCAAAGGUGAAAAGAAACGUUUCGAAGUGAAAAAGUGGAAUGCGGUAGCCUUAUGGGCAUGGGAUAUUGUGGUGGAUAAUUGUGCUAUCUGCAGGAAUCACAUAAUGGACUUGUGUAUUGAAUGUCAAGCAAAUCAGGCUUCUGCUACCAGCGAAGAAUGUACUGUGGCUUGGGGAGUAUGUAAUCACGCCUUUCACUUUCACUGCAUAUCUAGAUGGUUAAAAACAAGACAAGUAUGCCCUUUGGAUAAUAGAGAAUGGGAAUUUCAAAAGUAUGGACAUUAGGAUUAUAAUUUAUAAACAAUCAAUGAUUUGCGAAAAGAAAAUAUUUAUUAAUAAUUAUUAUAAUCAUCGAUUUCUUCAAUUAAACAAUUUUUGGUAGUUGUUUCUUUUGUGAUUACAGGGUGUAAUAUAAUGGGUAUAAGUUUUCAAAUUGAUUUUAUAAUAGCUCCUGUCAGUCUUUCAUCUCAGACUAUUUUCAUCCUAUCAUUGUAUAAAAGCAGGUGCUAUCUAUUGCAGAAUUAAUUACCCUUAACAUCUGCAAAGUUCUAAACAAAAUAAAAAUCUGUUGGGAUUAGAUGUGCCCUUUAUUUAUAUAUUGUAUCACAGCGUAUAUAAAGCAAAAAAGUACAGAUCAAAUUGUAUUUGUAAUAGAACAUAUAUUUUCGUUCUCAACGUAUUCAUAUGUACUACAUGAUAGAUUGUUGAUGGAUGUUUUGGAGAUGAUAUUAUAUUUAUUGGUUGUAGCUACGGAAUCAAUCAAGUAUAUAUGAAAAAUGUUUUGGUAUUAAUUAAAGAGAAUCUAGAUUUGAGUUUGUAUAAUUUUCACAAUCGAAUAACAAGAUCUGUAACAAAGAUCUUCAUUUUUGGUAAGAAUGAUAGAGGUUAGGUUAUGUGAAAAAAGUGUAUCAACAAUAGUUAUAGAUCCCAGUUCCUUUAAUGACUGUAUCCAUUUUAUUCUUGUUUUCACCUUAAAUUUUUUAAUGGUGUUUUCAUAAUUGAAGAUUUUUUUAGUAAUCAACCAUAUAAGGACAUAGAAGCUGGUUUCAGGGCCUGCAGAUCCACCGUUGACCACCUAUACUGUGUUACAUAAAUGAUUAUAAAAAACCGCAAUAGAACAAGAAAUACAUUUAUUAUAUGUGGAGAAGAAGGUUUAUGACAUUGUACCUGUUAGCCAAUAAACAAAUAUCACAAACAGGUUAAUAAAAGCAGUCCAACGAACUGUGGAAAUGCAAAAGGAUAAGAAUACCUCCCAGUGUAUAUACCACUAUACUAUAUAUACUUUGCUUUGCAGGAUCUAAUACCAGAGGAUCAUGAUAAUUUAAGUUACAUGACUCGAAGAUUACAGGAAAUGGAAUCUGGAAAUGAAUUUACAAAAAAAACUGAAUGUAUGUGUACCGGAACAACAGCAGAAGACAUCGACUUAAGAGGACGGGAUAGAAAUAAAACGCUGCAAGGAAUACAUGACACAGCAAUCAAAGAGAGAUAUACAGGACAAAAGACUAUGAUAAAUGGAAUAUUAUGGGAUAAAAUAAUAUCAAGAGGCAAAAAAUAUGGCAAAUUAUAACAUAUGGCAGUGAAAUGACGACAGAAAUGGAAAAGCGCUGGGUAAAUCUAGGGAGGACAGGAUAAGAAAUGACAGAAUAAGGGAGAUGAUGGGAUUUAGACACACAUUUAUCGGUGACAUCAAAAUCAAACAACUAGUCGGGUAUGAUCAUGUACAAAGAAUGUCAGACAGCAGUGUAAGAGAAGAGGAAGACUAGGAAGAAGCUGGAGAGAGAACUAAUAGAAUGGUAGGCUAGAGACAGAUGGCAGUUAGAGAUCUGAAGACAUCGAAGAACGUUGUAAACUGAUAUUUAUAUAUAAUCCACUUGUUUCUAUUUUCCCACCUCCUGUCAGAAUAAUUCCAAAUACGUGGUUACACUUUUUAAAGCACUGUUUAUAUUUUUUAUUUUUUUUGUAUUCGAUUCGAUUUUUGUUGUAUUUUAUUAGGAAUUUAUUGGAAAUAAAAUAUUGAAGUAGUAAAUACCAGAGAAUUGAAUAAGAUAUUUUUCGUUUGCAUCAAUUACAAAGUUUUCAUCAUGACUAUCUAUUUAUCUAAAAAAACAUUUUUCAUCUACACUGAUUUAAAAGGUAUACACAAAUGUUUUAUUGUCAAAAAGAUGGUACACUUAACGAGUUGAAGAACGAAUGAAAAACAUAUCCAUAAAUAUACAAUAGAAUUUUAAUAGUUUCAACAGUAACAUUGUUUCACUUAUCACAUAUUUUGGAAGUCAACACUUUUAAGGGUGUUAGAAGGAUGAUUCAGGAACAGGGUAAUUUAGAAUAAUCCAAUGUAUUCUGAGUAUGUAGGUGUUCUAUUUUUGUCUGACUAGAAUCGAUUUUUAAACUCUUCAAAUACCGUUUUGUUUUUGUAAUUAUUAUAAUCAGAUUAUUAAAUGUUAGAAAAUAUCAACCUAUUUAAGGGGGUAUUCUGAUCUAAAAGCCUAAAUUUUAGGGAUUUUUACUAUCCAUUUUUUUGUAUGAUGUAUAUUGACUUUUUAAAAAUAUAAAGAAAUCAGAAUUUCAAUAAAUUACAGCCCGGUAAAGUGUGGGCUACAAAAAAAACUGUUCACCCUGGUUGACUUGAUUCUAGCUCUCAUAUUGAUUGGAAUCAAAAAUUCUUAAUCUGUAAAGAUGUCGCUAUCGAAUUGACCUUAGCCAAAAAAAUCAUAAAAUGGCGUCAACAUAAAAUAUCAAUAUUUUGCCCCUUCCUUCUGACCUUUUCGAAUUUUUUAAAAUACCCCUAAUUAAAAUUUUUUAAAAUUCAAGGCAGACGCAAAGUAGAGAUACAGUAAACUCCCGGUUAUCCAAGUCUUGGUUAACCGAGCCUGUCCUCCAAAAAUAACAAACUUAAAUAAAGGUAUUAAUAGCGAGACAUCUAUGGGGAGCCGCGAUGGAUAUUUGUUUGGACUGUAAAAGCGCUUGUAGACGUCCACUUUUUUCACCAGACAACGGACCGUCAAUAAACGGCUAUCCUUGUAUACAUAUAUUUUUUUACCGGAUGUUACCAGUGACUGUCGUAUUACAUGCGCUAGUUAAUAGUUUUGAACUGAUAGUCAGAGAUUACGCACGUGUGAAAUGAAUAAUAAGAAAAAAAAAUACAUGAGAAGCCGAAUUGCAUUAAUUGUGGAAUCCACUCCAACAGAUUUUUAUGUACAUUUAACAAAAUUCAUUGGAAUAUUCUUUAAUUAAAAAGCGUGAAGUUGAAAUCACUACUUUGAUAUGAAUCAACUAUGUUUACAAAGUUAUAGAUAUACUUAUCGAAAUGCGCAUUAUUGACAUUACUCAGCAAUUAUAUAAAAAUAUGUAAUAUGUUCAUAAAUACUCUGUAUAUGAGUGAAAUUUGAAUAUAUAUAGGGUAUAUCAGAAAUAAUUGCUAAAAAGAUAAGUACCUACCUAUCUCCAUUAUUAAUAAUACUUUUUAUAAAGCUUUUGGUAUUAGAAACUUCAAACUUCAUUUUUGCUCUUCAUCAUUUUAAAGUUUAACCGUUUAUUGUUGAUAUUCAUGCAGUCUUAUAACUAUUAUUCUGUAUUUUACUCUAACAUAUUUAUUAGAAAGCUUUAUAAUAGGUACUCAUAUUAUUCAAUAUCUUACUCAAUAUGCACUUCAGGUCUGUUAUAUUCUUUCACUAUAGUUUCUAAUUUUUUGAAAUUUAGAACUGUUUCUCCCCUCGUCUUACAGUUCCAGGGCUUUAAUGGACUCAUGGACGUCAGCUCCAAAGAGAUCAUAUCUGUGUUCCUACAGGUUUCAUAUCUUAUCUAAGUAUCCCAUGUGUAUGCUUGCAAUGGCAAGGUAAUCCCAGCUUAGGGAUACAUUGCACUGAAGCCUCACACUUUAUUGUACUUUUAUCUCUUGCAACAUCUAUUUCAACUCUCCUUCCAGUUCCCGAGUUCUAAAGAACUUCUGUUUUUACAUUACCUUCUAGGACGUCACAUUUUCGUUCCUACAGGUUUCUUAUCUAAAGUGUGCCAUCUAUAUACUUGCAAUGACAAGGUAUUCGUAGCUUAGUGGUUACAUUGCACUGCAAUCUCAAGGUUUAUUGUGCCCUCUAUCGCUUUCAACAUCUACUUCAACCCUCCUUCCAGUUCCAAUGAAAUGAAGUAUCCCUAUUACUUCCAAGAGGUUACAUUUUCGUUCCUACAGGUUUCUUAUGUGAAAGUAUGCCAUUUGGCCAGGUAUUCCUAGCCGAGGGGUUAAAUUUCACUGAAAUCUGAAGGUUUAUUGUACUCCUAUCGCAUUCAACAUCUACUUCAACUCUCCUUCAAGUACCAGAGUUCUCAUGAACUCCAGUUUCUACAUUAGGCUCCAGGUGGUCACAUUUUUGUUCCUACAGGUUUCUUAUCUGAUGUAUCCCAUGUGUAUGUUUGCAACGGCAAGGUAUACCUAGCUUAGGGGUCCAAUUGCACUGAAAUCUCAAGAUUUAUUAUAGCCCUAUUGCUUUCAACAUUUAUUUCAACUUUUCUUCCAGUUCCAAGGUUCUAAUGAACUCCAGUAUCUACGUUAGCUUCAGGGAGGUUACUACAAGUAUCUUAUCUGAAGUCUGCCAUGUGUAUGCUUGCAAUGGUAAGGUAUUCGUCGUUCAUGGGUUACAUUGUACUAAAACCUCAAUGUUUAUUGUACCCUAUCGCUUUCAACAUCUACUUCAACUCUCCUUUCAGUUCUAUGGUUUUAAUGAACUCCAGUAUCUUCGUUAGCUUCAAGGAGGUCAUAUCUUCGUUCCUUCAUGUUUCUUACCCGCAUUAGCAUUGGCGAGGUGUUCUAGAACUAAGUAACCUCGAACCCCUCAGAUUCUAAACUCGUCAGUUUUCUUUGAAACUAGUCUCAUCAGGUGCUUCCUGUGGCGGUAGUGACUAGUAGGAACGGUAUAGCUUGGUUUCAGUGACUGCUUGAAAGAAGAUAUUGGAGAGAAAAGAGUGAGAUGUAUUGCCGGGUAAGAUAACAGCGUUGACUGUCUGUGAAGUUACAAAAGUUCAUAUUUGGUGUAAAUAAAGAUUACUUUUAAAUA